CUGUAAAAAAUCUCGAGAAUUACUACUUUUUGAAACGAAAAUCCUAAAACAAUGGCAAUCCUCCCAUAUAUCCCGAGAUUAAAUUCCGAAGUUGGCAACGCUGAUUAUGGGCUCGACUAUUGCGGCCCUUUUGAAAAACUUCAUGUAUUAUGUCAUUUACUGGAUUGGUAUUGUUCUCCAGCCAAGUAAUUUAUUGUUUAGAGAUAAUGGCCUUGACAACUCAAGUUAUAUUUGUUUGUAUUGCUGCUAUAAUAGCAAUUCACUACACUGGGCGAUCAAAAAUAAUCAUGCGGGGUGUGGAUAAAGCAAUAUUUGGGUCUUACGGCUGCAUUCCAGCGCCAAAAAUCGAAGGACUCACAAUGCAUUAUUUUAAAGUGCGUGGUAGAGGUGAAGGCAUUCGAAUUAUCUUACAGGAUAAUGGCGUUCUUUAUUCUGAAGUAAACUUUAGUGGUGAAGAGUGGGCUGAAAUUAAAAAGAGAGGAAUUGAAAGUGGAACUUUUACCUUUGGUCAAGUUCCUGCAAUUACUACAAAGUCAGGCUUCAGACUUGUACAAAGUUUGGCUAUUGUUCAUUACAUUGGUCGUUCUUUGGGUCUUGAUUGUGAAUGUGAUGAUUAUCAUCUUUGCGAAGUGGUUGCCUUAGGAGCAGAGGAUCUUCGUGCUAAGCUAGGCAAAGUUAUGUAUGAUCCUAAUUUCUCCAUGACCAAACGCAAUGAUUAUGUUGCUAAUAUUCUGCCAACAUGGUUGUCUCACUUUGAGAAACUUGCUCCUGCUAUAGACAAGGAAAGUAACCAUUCAUUUUUUAUUAGUAAUCGUUUGACUUGGAUUGACUAUUUCUUGUUUGAUCUCAUUGACAUAAAUGUGGAGUUUGUCAAACACACUCGAUUGUAUUUGGUAGAAUCAGAUAUUAUUGAGGACAUUUUUGAGAACUUUCCAAAGUUAGGUUAUUUUUAUAAGACAUUUUCUCAACGUCCUGCCCUUCGUAAGUAUUUAUUGUCUAAUGAAAGACUUCCAUUCAAACUUCCUUAUUCCCCACAAUCAAGCAUGAAAAAUAAUACUUCUUAAAUUCAAAUUUGAACUGAGUUACAAGGUCAGUGUUGCAGUUUCCUUUUGGCUACAAAUAUGUCAAUAUAAUUUAGAAAAAGAACAAUUGCAUCUCGGAAAUCUGUCGUAAAAAUGAUAAUUUCUAUCAUUAAAAUGCAGUUGGUCUUUACUGAGAGUUAUAUCGCACUAAGGCGCCGUUUACAUGAGCCCGAGUUCAUAUUUAACCCAGGUCUAACUGCGAUAGGUUCUUAUGCUUACAUGAGCCUGGGUUGAUAUUUAACCCAGGUCUAACUGCGAUAGGUGCUUAUGUUUACACGAGCCUGGUUGAUAUUUAACCCAGGUCAGACUGCGAUAGGUGCUUAUGUUUACACGAACCCGGGCUAGAACUGAUUUUUCAACACGACUCAGCAAUUCUCAGCCUUGACCUGAAAAUAAAGCCAAAGACAAGCAAACCCUGGUUAAAUGAAGAAAUGAGCUAAAUUUAAUGCUCUAACACCUUGCAAACCUGGAUCGACCCGGAUCUUGAGAAGGGUGCCCCGGGUUGGUAAAUUGACCCGGCUAUCUUGUAAACGUUAAUAGGAAUUUAUUAGUAGACGGGUUGACUCGGGUUGGCAUACCAACCCGGGCUCGUGUGAACGGGGCCUAAGUCAAGUCUUUUUUGUUCUGAACAAACCGAAUUUGCGCUUGUCAUAUAAUAAGAGAAGAGAGGUUCAACAAGAAAUUGUGAUUUAAAAUAGGAAUUGCUCAGUGGAACAUAUUACUUUUUAAACUUGUUUUAUCUAUGAAUAAAAAUGUGAAUGUAUGAUCACGUUACACACCCAAGGAUCGAUAGUAGUCGUGAUUAUUGCAUGUCACAUGUGAUUCACGUGGUCUUCUCUUGAAAGUUGACCAAAUGAAAGCUUAAAAUGUAUUAACCAUUUUUAACAAUUUCUUGGGAGUUUUUCAGUUAAUAUUUUAAACUAUUUUGUUGCAAUUAAUUUUGAGUACAAAAUGUGGUAAUUCAAACGUCCAGCUCUUUUGUUCAAAAUGUGGUUUUUUUAUAUUUAAACACCAAAUAUAACAGACCGACUAAAAUUCAAAUGCAAAUUUUAAAGUCGUUAUUGGACCAACAUUUCUCAAAUGGACCAAUGUUAAAAUAUAAGCGCAACCUGCAGACUGUAUUUGUGACGAGCAGCAGACUAUAGUGCACUUGAUAUUGAAUAAUCAUUCGCCUGUUUCCCACGGGAUUUGAGGAAAGCAUUGUUCUUCCUAUAAUUUGCAAGAUAAGAUCUUUACCCCGAUCGUUGUUUCGACUGCAAUAUAUGUAAUAAAAUAUGAUUGUGGA
Messenger RNA from Xenia sp. Carnegie-2017, 2367 nucleotides. RefSeq names its product glutathione S-transferase P-like. The record is from RefSeq and is a predicted model, not a curated record. Gene Ontology annotation, biological process: glutathione metabolic process. Gene Ontology annotation, molecular function: glutathione transferase activity. The transcript is spliced from 4 exons. NCBI's taxonomy places the organism in Eukaryota, Metazoa, Cnidaria, Anthozoa, Malacalcyonacea, Xeniidae. The coding region runs from base 150 to 1064 and encodes 304 amino acids.